Racocetra persica is the source of this 315-nucleotide messenger RNA. The record is from the annotation of a GenBank genome assembly. Lineage: Eukaryota; Fungi; Glomeromycota; Glomeromycetes; Diversisporales; Gigasporaceae.
AUGAUCGAUGACAAAACUACACCUCCAUGUAUUAUUCGAUUAAUUAAACAAUGCUGGGAUGCCGAUCCUAAGAGAAGACCAACUGCUCGGGACUUGAAAAAUCAAUUUGAUGAAUUCAAUACUUUUGAGUUGUCACAGGUUCAAUCCGAACCUACGCCAAGUAACUUACCAGUUAAAAAAUCUUUAGAAGAUUUUGCAGAUUCUGGAAUAAUUGAUUUACAAAUUCCGGAUUCGUCAUUCUCAGAUUUUGCAGAUUCUGGAAUAAUUGAUUUACAAAUUCCGGAUUCAUAUAAAAUUUUAGAUCGAAUAUUUUAA